Caretta caretta (loggerhead turtle) is the source of this 2297-nucleotide messenger RNA. RefSeq names its product N-acetyllactosaminide beta-1,3-N-acetylglucosaminyltransferase 2-like. Gene Ontology annotation, biological process: protein O-linked glycosylation; poly-N-acetyllactosamine biosynthetic process. The record is from RefSeq and is a predicted model, not a curated record. Gene Ontology annotation, molecular function: UDP-glycosyltransferase activity; hexosyltransferase activity. Lineage: Eukaryota; Metazoa; Chordata; Testudines; Cheloniidae. Gene Ontology annotation, cellular component: Golgi membrane.
CUGCCUCAAGGUAAGAGCAGAUCCUUGCCCCACCCACUGAAAGCUGAGACCAGCUCCUCUUCAGAAGGGACGAUCAGCUCCCAGCUCUAGGGGCAAAGUGAGGUCUAGUAGCUAGAGCAGGGGGCUGGGAACCAGGACUCCUGGGUUCUAUCCUGGCUCUGGAAGGGGAAUAGAGACUAGUGGCUACAGCAGAGAGGCUCGAACCCCAAACUCUGUCACUGCUGCCCCUCCAAUCUCCAAGCUUCUGGUUCCAGCUCUCUACUGGAUAUAAAGAGACAAACCCACAUGGGUGAAAUGCUCUGAGAACUAAGUCAAGCAGAAGUGCCAUGUAAAUACCAAAAAGGGCAGAGCAACCCCCCCCAUACACACCAUGAAGCUCCGCUACAUCAAAGCUUAUGUCUGGCUCUCCUGCGUCUUUGUCGCCAAUGUGAUAGUCUACACUGUAGUGAUGCUCUCAAGGAGGCCACUCGGUCUGCAGGCUUCCGGGAGAUCAGCCUUCGUUGGGGGCCAUCUGAGGCUGUGGCAGCACAGGGACCUCCAUGGCCUUCCCCUCUGGAACUUGUUGAUGCUCUACAUGGACCAGCUGGACAACCCCAUACUGAGGAAUGCCACAGCCCAGUUCAAUCUCACGCUGCCAGGGACGUGUGGAGAGAGCUUCCAUGAAGCCUCCCAGAGGUUGACAGAUUUCUCCUCCUACCCCAGCCACCUCCAGGCUUUUGUCCUCUCCAUGCACUGCAGGGACUACCCACUGCUAGUUGGGCCAGCAGAUGAUGAGGCCUGCCCAAAUGGGACACAACUGCUGGUGGCUGUUAAGUCCCAGUUGGCCAACUUUGACCGACGUCAAGCCAUCCGGCAGACAUGGGGCCGAACUGGGCUGGUCAGGAACGUGACAGUGCAGACGCUCUUCCUGUUGGGCAGGCAAGGCUCAGGGGAUGGGCAUCCGGAUCUGGAGGCACUUCUGGAGCUGGAGAGGCGGAAAAACAGCGAUCUCCUGCUUUGGGACUUCCAGGAUACCUUCUACAAUCUCAGCCUAAAGGACAUCCUGUUCCUAGGGUGGUUGCAGGGCCACUGCCCCAGCGUGGAGUUGAUCUUCCUUGGGGGGGAUGAUGUCUUUCUUAGGGUGGACACCCUGGUGGCUUACGCUGGGAGCCUUGACGCUGUCACUCGCCGGGGCCUCUUUGCUGGCCAUGUCAUCCAGAAUGCUGUCCCAGUCCAUGACUGCAAACACAAGUACUAUAUCCCUGAGUCCUUCUAUCAGGGCACCUACCCACCCUAUGUGGGGGGUGGAGGGAUCCUUUGCUCACGGGAUGUGGCUGCCCGGCUCUACGAGGCUUCGUGCCACUUGCCCCUCUUCCCUAUCAACAACAUCUACCUGGGGAUCUGCCUGAGAGAGCUGGCACUGGUGCCACAGAACCACCCUGGUUUUUGGACCUUCAGCAUGAAGGCUGAGGGACAGGAGGACUUUUGUGCUUACAAGGAACUCAUCCUGGUGGAUCACAGGACACCCCAGGAUAUCAUCCGGCUGUGGCGAGGCCUGCAUGACCCUGCUUUGGCCUGCUAGGCCCCAUGGUGGUGGCCAUGUUGAUUGUCUACUUUUCUUUGGUGGCCAUCUGUUUUCUAGCUUUCCUUGGUGGACAUCUUGGCUGACUGGUUGGCCAAUGUUCUUUGGAGACUAUCUUUGCCUCCUGGAGGAUAUUUCCCCUACACCUCCCUCAUGCAGACACCAAGAACUGCUGCUACUCUGGAGGCUCGGCUCUGAAUCCAAGGCUGCCAUCUUAGUCCUUGACAGCUGGCCACAGUGCUGCGGCUUAGCCCAUCGGGGACCACCCCACAGUGCCUCCUGCUGACUAAGCAGAGAUUGAGUUCCUCGUGCAGACCAGAUACAUAGCCAGAGAAGGCUGGGGAUGCUGCUGCUGCCGCCAUGCUUGAGGGAUGAACGGCUCAGUAGGGGGCACUGUCUCCUCACAGUAAGUGCUCCCCCCUAUGCCCAGGGGGUUCUUUGCUGCAGGGAGCAGGAUGGGGGGGCUGUAGGGGGUGCUCUCCUGUCACAGUCAGUGCUGAUCCCAGCAUGGAACUAGGGGCUGUUGUACUUAAGUGGUGCAUAGACUUAGCAGAGGGGUGAAUCAGAGGGAGACAGCUGUCUCAGCUGUAAAAUUUGGAUUUAGACUAUUGAGUUGCAACUAAAAGGGUCAUUUUUAAAUGCAGUUCAUUGGUAACAUGCAGAAAUCCUCUCAUUUUGUUCUUGGUUCCUCCUGUAUUCAGAGAAGCAGGGCUUUGUACAUUUCUUAUAAAUAAAC